AGCGACUAUAUACAUUUUACAGAUUUGCAUUCAUUUCAGAUUAAAUACAUUUAAUCAACAAUUUCAGAUUCUAUAAAUUUCCCAAACUUCACCAUUAACUUAAAAUCAGAAAAAAAAACAUUACCGCAAAGAUGAAAAAAAAUUAAACAAAACAAAAACAAACAAACAACUGCACCAUGUUUCGCUUGACAAAAGGGAAAUGACCCAUACCAAAGUUCACCUUAGGAGCAACCUAGCGUCCGAGGAGAAUGCUGGAACCUAAAAGUGUGGAAGGUGUUGACCUGGAGCCACCUCCUCCAGGGCUUUCCACGGAGUUUCAGACACUCUUCACUAGUGAGGCUCUGCAAUUUCUGUCUGAUUUGUGCUCCACAUUCCAACCAGAGGUUGACAAGGUCCUUAAGAUGAGAACCCUCCGGAAGGUUCAGCUAGAUUUGACUGGAGAGCUGCCAGACUUCAGAAAGGACACAGCCCACAUUCGCAACGACCCCUCCUGGAGAGUCAGCCCUGUCCCUUCCCGACUGCAGUGUAGACAUGUGGACAUCGGUGAUCUCUCACCUUGUGACACAAAGCGUCUGACGCAGGGCCUCAGAUCUCCAGCCCAAGGAAUACAAGUAGAUUUUGAUGAUGGCAAUUGUCCAACAUACUACAAUCAGAUAAAAGGCAUCUAUAAUGUUUACAUGGCUGUACACAACCAGUUUGAUGAUGCACCACCCAUAUCUCAAGCUCCAGUUCUUAUGCUCCGUCCCCGUGCCUGGAACAUGGUGGAGCACCACAUGCUGGUGAAGGGUCGGGAGGUCCCUGGUCCACUCUUUGAUUUUGGCCUGCUCAUGUUCCACAACGCAAAGCAUUUGUUCGAGACUGAAAGUGGGCCUUUUUUCUACCUGUCCAAGGUUGAGAGCUAUCUGGAGGCAAAUCUGUGGAAUCGGGUUUUUGUCUGGACGGAGGACAGGCUCGGCUUGCCAGUGGGCAGCACCAAGGCAACCGUUCUAAUAGAGUGUGUCCUGGCCUCGUUUGAAAUGGAAGAGAUUCUGUAUGAACUGCGGGAACACUCUGCGGGUCUGAACUGCGGCAUCUGGGAUUACUCGGCUUCCUUUGUAAACAAAUUCGGUCACCGGCCAGAUUUCCUGCUCCCUGACCGCAGCAAGUACGUGAACAUGGAGAAGCAUUUCCUACGCAGCUACAUGGACCUGCUGGUGCAGACGUGUCACCGCAGGGGUGCCUUGGCAACAGGCGGCAUGGCAGCACUGCUGUUGCCCAGAGACAGCAAGAGUGCCCUUUACAAGACUGUAGUGAAUACAGUCACCAGGCUGAAGCUGCUGGAAAUUAAAGCUGGAGUUGAUGGUUUCAUGGUGUAUGAUGUGAACCUGAUUGAACCCAUGCAAAGAUUGUUCCAGCAGCACUCCAAGAGCCAGAGCCAACUCCACCAGCUGCGGGCUGGCCUCACUGUGACCCCUGAAGACCUCCUGACUAUGCCAGCGGGUGGAGUGACGUUGAAUGGGUUGAUGUACAACAUUGCUGUGGGUGUGCUGUUCAUCGAAGCUUGGCUUUCAGGAAGAGGGCACUUUUUCUAUAGGGGCCAGGUAGAGGACUCAGCUACUGCAGAGAUCUCACGAUCUCAGGUGUGGCAGUGGAUCCGGCACCAGGUGAAACUGGAGGAUGAUGGGAGAACAGUGUCUUGUGGGAUGGUGAGGAGCUUGGCACAAGACCUGGUAGCUGAUCUGAGGGCAGCAACACACUGUCAGACGCAACGAGAUGAAGAGAGAUUGAUGACAGCCAUUACCAUGUUCCUGGAGGUAGUGAAAAAGAGUGAUUUCCCAGAGUUCCUCACUACCUACCUAUACCUGGACCACACCUUCCUGAGCUCUCAGUGUCUGCAUGAGGAGAGAGUACGAGAUGGAGGUCACAGAGCCCGGCUUUAGCUACAAACCCAGCUCCAUAAUUCAGACUAACCUGAUGUGCAACACAGAUGAAGGGUCAGACCUACUAUGGCUAAUAGUACAUCAGCUACUAUUGAUCUAGAUAAAGUAGAUCAAGACCUCCACAUAGAACUAUGGGGCAACCCAGAAUGCUUACAUAGUGUGAAACUAAGUGAAGUAUACCUGGCACUUGAUUUCAGAACAGACAACAAGCCUUUUGUCCAACAGUCGCUUUAUCUACCCCUCAUAAUUGCUUUGAUGUUACAUAGAGAACCAUUUCUUAAAUGAUACCUCAUGAUCAAGGCCAUGAUUUUGUAAUGCUGCAACUGACUGCAUUAGACAAGCCCCCCCCACCCAUCCCUCCCAAAAAACAAU
Electrophorus electricus (electric eel) is the source of this 2291-nucleotide messenger RNA. It is a transcript of the gene ugl, whose product is annotated as ureidoglycolate lyase. Gene Ontology annotation, cellular component: cytoplasm. Gene Ontology annotation, biological process: glyoxylate cycle. Gene Ontology annotation, molecular function: malate synthase activity. The record is from RefSeq and is a predicted model, not a curated record. NCBI's taxonomy places the organism in Eukaryota, Metazoa, Chordata, Actinopteri, Gymnotiformes, Gymnotidae.